AGAGUAGACAUUGGGCUACAAUACUGCUAAAUUGAACUUGAAAACAUACUUAAUGGAAGUAAAUGGUUUUCCAGAAACCCCCUAGAAAACCUCUAAGGGAUUUUGGCUCGGAUGUGAAAAGAUACCUUCAUCCACCCUCUUUCUAACAGUAAAAAUCCGAACUCAAUAGCUAUCAGCGUUGCGGAGUUAUUCAACAAACCCGACUGCACUAUAUUUUGAGAUGAACAGUAGUUAAAAAGAAUAAUGCCAUUUUUUGCCAGUAUAUGUGUUCGGUCAAGAGCAUUGUUAUUAAUCAUUACAAAACUAAAGAAAGACUAAAAGAAAUGAUCCCAAUAAUGUAAUUCAAGGUGAAAAGAAGCAAAACUGUCGUCUGAUUUCAAAUGUUCAUUUUUUUACUUAAUUCUACUGACAAAACAAAAGUUAUAUCUGAAAUUAGAGUUGCAAAAUUUUAACCUUAAAAGUAUCUUUGAACAUUUUUUUUUCAAAACAAAUUUUUACAUCCUUGGCUGCGUUCGAAAAGCCUAAAGAUGAGACGAAACUAGGUAUUUGAUCAGUGUUUAUAUUUUUGUAAAACGAGACUUUCGAUCUCAAAUAGUAAUUAAUUGUUGAAAUUCAAUGGUGACUUUUCCACCUUUUUUACUUUUGUCUCGACGAUUUUGACUGAGUUUUUAUCCCAUUCCAAAGAUAUUUUUCACAUAUGAAAUAACUUAUUUUUUGAAAAUUUUUGCUUCCUCUAUUAAGGUUAUCAAAAAAUAAUUAGGACGAACUUUUCUCCCUCUACUUCUGCUUUCCUUGCUUCAAAAAGUCUGUUUUACUUUACUGUACAGUGUUUCUUUACUCUUUCGACUCACUUAGAUUGUAUAGUCCAAAAUUUCAAUGUUAAUUUUAGUUAAAAUAUAAGAAAGUCAGCGUUCAACUUUUUUUUUUGCAAAGUACAUAGCUGAAUCAUUUUCAUGUAAGAAGAUUUAAAAAUUCUAAAUUUAUGAAUAAAUAUGUAUGCUGUAUCAGAUGAACAUAAUCAGAAUAAGAUCUAUCUUUUAAUGAGAUUACGUUUUACUUGAUAUGAUACUGAUUGUCUCCUAAUUUAUCUUGUAUAAGAAGGACUAAAUUUGGUUAAAAAUAAUUUUUUAUUAAGAUACGUUUAUUCAUUAUAAGUAUUAAAAAACAGGACAGUUUUGUUCCAUAUAUCGUACUGUAUAAAUAACUAAUUGUUUCCUUAUAAUCAUCGUUCUUCACACAUAAUCAUAUUGAUUUAGUUUCUAAGCCUUUCUUUUAUUUGAACUUGUCGUAUAUCUAAUAUAUAUCUUUUCAAUCAAAUAAGAAUAUAUUUGUUUAUGUGAUCUGGUAUUGAUGAUGAAUGAUUUUUUUUUUUUUUAUACGGAAAAAAAUAUUUAGUUACUUCCAUGUUUAUUUUGUUAUUAAACAUGGUGACAAUAGAAUGAAGAUGGAUUUUUUCUUCUUCUUCUCCUUUUUUUUUUUCUUUUUUAAUAAUAACAUAUCUAUUUAAUUUUCAUAGUAUCUGUAUUUGUACAAUUUACUAUACGAUGAAUUUGUUUUAAAAGAGAAACAGAUGUUUUAUAACACGUAUAUAUCUAUUUCAUUUUUGAAAAAAUUUGUUCUAUACAUCAGAUAAUGUUUGAAAUAAUAUUCGUUAUCGUUAAAGUUAUUUUUCUUACACAUCUAGUAAAAACCAUGACACUUGAUAAUAGUAUAGUUGAUUUAUCCAAUAGUAAAAAUAAUCUAAAUUUGGUAAUAUCAAAUUCAUCGACCAUUUCCAAUUCAAAUAUUAUACAAGAAAUAUCUGAUACAUCGAUUGGAAUAGUAAAUAAUAAUAUUCAACAAAAUCGACGUGAACGAAAAGUAAGAAAAAUAUGUGGUCCGUCACUUAUUCGAAUGUUAGAAGCUGUAUGUUCAAAAGCAAAAGAACUAACAAAAACAAUUGAAUCACAUGAUAAACGACAACUUGUAUUAGAUUAUGAAGAUCCGUAUGCUCGUACUGUUGCAGUUAUUGACAAUACACAAUUUAGCAAUACGUUAGUUGGUGAUUGUUGUUUGAAACCGUGUAGUAUCAAUACAUUAAUUAAUUAUUGUUAA
This is a messenger RNA of Didymodactylos carnosus, 2094 nucleotides long. The record is from the annotation of a GenBank genome assembly. NCBI's taxonomy places the organism in Eukaryota, Metazoa, Rotifera, Eurotatoria, Philodinida, Philodinidae.